Cooperia oncophora is the source of this 219-nucleotide messenger RNA. The record is from the annotation of a GenBank genome assembly. NCBI's taxonomy places the organism in Eukaryota, Metazoa, Nematoda, Chromadorea, Rhabditida, Trichostrongylidae.
AUGAUGUUGGUGCCAGCCAGUAAGGUAAUUCGUGGUGGAGCGUUGGGAAUGCUAAAGGAAGCCGUCGUAGGACGAACCAGACGCGGAGCAGAAAACCAAAUCAUUGAGAAAAUCAUCGAUUUGAGUUCGUUCGACAACGAAGAGGAUAUCGUCGCGGGCAUGGCACCUGAGUACAUCACAAGUGAACAGCAUAAUGUAUAUGCCGGCUACAGAGUCUGA